AACUAGGGCUGAGUCUCCCCCCCCCUUCUCCCCUAUACACCGUGGACCACCCGCGGGUUCCUUAUGCGCACUGGGAAAUCUGAGGAGCUCGUGGGUCCACGUUCCCGCCGCAGCUGGAGAGAUGGAGAUCGUGGCGGGGUGUUACGAGAAAGUUCUCUUCGGCUAUCGAGUGAAGGUUAACGACGAUGGCAGCUGGGAGGCCGUGGCGGACUUCACGCAUCAGGCGCACCUGGCGUGCCUGACCGCCGUGGCAGCCAGCGACCGCUUCGUGGCGACGGGCAGCGCCGACGAAGCGGUGCACCUGUACGACCUGCAGAAGAGGGUGGAGCACGGGGCGCUUCUGCAGCACAGCGGCACCAUCACGUGCCUGGAGUUCUACGGGAGCACGCACAUGCUGAGCGGUGCGCAGGAUGGAAGCAUCUGCAUUUGGGACACCAAGACGUGGAAGUGCCUGAAGACCAUACGGGCCCACAAGGGACAUGUUUCGGCAAUGUCUGUCCAUCCGUCAGGGAGGCUGGCACUCUCUGUGGGCACGGACAAGACUCUGAGGACAUGGAACUUGGUUGAAGGAAGGUCAGCCUUCAUCAAGAACAUCAAGCGGAACGCUGAGCUGGUGCUGUGGUCCCCCAGCGGGGACGUGUACACCCUGUGCUCGGGCCCCCACCUCGACGUGUACCGGCUGGCGACUGCGACCAUCACGGGCAGCAUCCUGAUGCCUGCACGCAUCGCCUCCAUCCGCUUCGUCACCGAGGACCUGAUAGCGACGGCGGGUGGCGACGAGUUCGUCCGACUGCACAGCGUGGAGGCCCUGAAGGAGGUGUGCACGUUCAAGGCGCACGAGAGCAGAGUGAAGGCGCUGUACACGGAGAAACACAACGGCCAGCACGUGUUGGCGUCCGCGUCCAGCGAUGGCAGCGUGAAGCUGUGGCGACUGCUGCCCGAAUCGCCUGAGCAGCCCCCCGAGAUGCUGCUAGAAGUGAACACGACGGCUCGCCUCACCUGCCUCGCCGUCUGGAGACCGCAGGAAGUGGCGUCGCAGCCCCAGGCCAAGCGCAAGCAAAGACCACGGGCGGAGGUGGCCGGCGACGAGGCCAAGAAGAGGCGCGAGCGCACGGCGGUGGGCAACGCGCGAGGAGGCGCCUCCGCCGAAGCCUCCGGGAAAACUCCCGCAGCUGGCGCGCAAGCCAGGGACGCGAGGCUCGCGCUCAAGCGGUCGCGCCCCGAGAAGCCGUCGCCCGGCAAAGCCACCGGCAAGAAAGGGAACAGGAAAAGAAAGAAGCGGCAAAGUCUGGAGUAGAGAUGGCGGGACGGGGAAGUGGUGCGAUAUGUAGAUUGUUUUUUUUUGUUUUUAACUGCCGUGAGUGUUACCCUCGGCAAAAUACAAUUGUGCUGGCGGAUGCGUUGGCAGCCCGUGAGCUUUGUGCGCGUGACAAACCCCUGGCGCGUUACCAUUGCGGGGGCCCAUUGGUCUCGAGCGCUCGCUUUAUAGACACGCUGUGCCAGUGAAUUCGCUUUUUUUAUCCCAAUUAAAAUUGAACCGGAUGGAUUGUUAACGUUUAAUGCAGUGUUCUCUGCAUUUCAAAAAAAAAAAAAACGAAUCAUAAUCGGUUGCACGCAAUCGUUCUUAAAACCAAUUGUUUUUGCUCAUUAACUUAAAAGCUACAAAGUAUAUAAAUACUAUAAUACCGUGCCGGACUGUUGGUGUGUGUUGUUUUGUAUUAUCCUCAUAACACCGAAGGAAUUUGUAAGCCCUAGGAAUUGUGCAAAUGCUCGAUGUAACUGUGCCACCCACUGCGGGUUGAGGCCGUCCCCACGUAGUAUGGGCCAUGGGGUUUUCUGACCAUACUUCAUGUGGUCAGUGUGGGUCGGUGAAGCCAAGGGAUUGUUACGGUACAACAAUCGACGUUGCUGUGCUGCCGUCUGUGGACAACAUAACCCAGCGACAGCAGCAGCAGCAGCAGCCUGCAAUAUUGCACACAAUCGUGCCCAUCGGGCAAAAUACCUGCUUAACAUCCCCCAAGUCUUGAUGAAAUCGGGCACAUUUUGGGUGAUUAUAUAAUGGACAACUGAAAUUGCUUGUAACAUUGCCUUCUAUUUUCACUCUCUCAAAAUGAUGAUGUGGGAAAGAAAAUAAAUGGGCAUCUAUUAUAAUUUAAGAAUGCAAUGUUUAAAAUCUCUUCAGCAGUACGUGUCCUGUGCAUGAUUUAUUUUUAGGAUAUAUUUGUUUUAAACACUGGUCCUUCCACGGAUUACGCCUGGCUGCAGCGUUGCCAUAUACAUAGCAGCAACGUUUAUUGCAGCUGCAGUGGAUCGUGCUCUGGUUGAUGUAACAAAACUCCUUAAAAAAAGUUUUUUU
Messenger RNA from Petromyzon marinus (sea lamprey), 2356 nucleotides. RefSeq names its product PAK1 interacting protein 1 (gene PAK1IP1). The record is from RefSeq and is a predicted model, not a curated record. Lineage: Eukaryota; Metazoa; Chordata; Hyperoartia; Petromyzontiformes; Petromyzontidae. Gene Ontology annotation, molecular function: protein binding.